Messenger RNA from Sphaeroforma arctica JP610, 693 nucleotides. RefSeq lists its product as hypothetical. The record is from RefSeq and is a predicted model, not a curated record. The transcript has 4 exons. NCBI's taxonomy places the organism in Eukaryota, Ichthyosporea, Ichthyophonida. Gene Ontology annotation, biological process: mRNA splicing, via spliceosome. Gene Ontology annotation, molecular function: RNA binding. The annotation marks the transcript as partial. Gene Ontology annotation, cellular component: spliceosomal complex.
CACUGGUGGUGUUCUCGGACGAGGAGCAACACGGAGAUUGUUUAGAUCUAAACGAGCACUUUAAGGAAUUUUUAAAUUUAGAUAUGUUCGAGAAGACAGAUUACUUGGACUAUCUGACAAAGUUCGACCAAUUCUCACACGCACCCCGACAGAAAAAAUUCAACCAGAAGUAUACGAGCUAUCUUACACAUCUGGAGACGUAUCUGUCCGAUUUCUACACGCGCGCACUACCGUUAAAGAACCUUGCAGAGGAACGCGAACGAAUUCAAAGCGAAUUCGAUGCCAAGUGGAAGGACGGCACGUGCGAAGGCUGGGAAUACACUGGCGAGAGUGCCGGUUCCGAUCUCGUGGAGAGGAAACAAGCACGCACAGCUGAGGAGUUGGAAGAAGAUCAAGACGACUUCGAUGCUGACAGCGACGGCGACAAUGACGAUGACGAGGAUAAGGCUAUUUACAAUCCCAAGAACCUACCUUUGGGCUGGGAUGGCAAACCUAUUCCGUACUGGUUGUAUAAGUUGCACGGUCUCAACAUCAACUACAAAUGCGAAAUCUGCGGAGGAGCGUCAUACAGGGGGCCUAAGGCCUUCCAUCGGCACUUCCAAGAGGCUAAGCACGCUCACGGCAUGCGCAUGCUGGGCAUUCCCAACACCAGCCAUUUCAUCAAUGUCACCACCAAAGCCGACGCCGAAGCCU